Molecule: messenger RNA, 993 nt
Organism: Aspergillus pseudoviridinutans
Lineage: Eukaryota; Fungi; Ascomycota; Eurotiomycetes; Eurotiales; Aspergillaceae
Product: DUF3425 domain-containing protein
Exons: 1
Coding region: 1-993 (330 amino acids)
Source: RefSeq, a predicted model, not a curated record
AUGGGUGAAUCAUUCAAUGAAUUUGAGCGUGGCGUAGACUUCUCGGUUGAAAAUUCGGUAUUUCCACCCCCGGCCGAUCUCGCUCUAGGGCUUCACUCGGACAACAUUUACGCAGGGAGACCAAGCAAUGCAGAUCAAUACAUCAGCGGAGCCGCAGAGGACGAAUUCCCAAGAAAUCACGAGAACAACCAACAGGCUCUGGCACAGUUUGCAGUUCAGGCUCCUUUCAGCCCCAGCAGAUUGAGCAAUGUAUUGUUGUCUGGGGAUGGCGUGAGCCGAAAGUACACCCUUGAAGAUAUCAUGGUCGCAGGAAUACGCGCCCUUUCAGAGGGAGAAAGCCAGCCAAAGAAUGACACACAGCCUAGUAGACAGCCAACAACGGUCGCGGGAACUCGACCAAACCUGGCCACAGCAGCAAGUCCGGAACAGUGCUACACACCGGAUAUACACCUGAACACGAUUCAACUCACCACCAUGUCAUUUGUCGCAGCAUGCUUUGCCAACGCGGCUAUGCUUGGACUAUCACCGGAAGCUUUGUGGAGCCGAACAUCACAGUCACCAUUUUAUCAGGCCCAGAUGGCAGAUUAUCCAUUCGGAUCAGCGAGUACGGGACAAUUCGCCUAUCUCAAGCCCCUGCUUCGACCCUCUAGCACACAAGUUGCCCACCCUCAUCAUCCAUACCUCGACAUCCUCCCAUUUCCUUCUUUCCGAGAUCGAAUCAUUCAGCUCCUUCAGGUUCAACCCCCGCCAUUUGACCCUGAUAAGCUCUGUCAGGAUUUGAAAAGUGAUGGGCUCAUUUGUUGGGGUUCGACGAAGAGGGACGGACGGGAUAAAGCGGGCUCAGGAGCACCUUGGGACAUCCGAAGUUGGGAGAUAAAACCAUGGUUUUUGAACAAGUGGUGGUUUUUGUUCGAUGGGCCGGAUGGUGAAAUGUAUCAACACAGUCGGUGGUGGUCUGAGCUGAGGGGUGAAAAGUCCUCAUACCCUUGGUAA